Conger conger (European conger) is the source of this 2484-nucleotide messenger RNA. RefSeq names its product UDP-GlcNAc:betaGal beta-1,3-N-acetylglucosaminyltransferase 2a (gene b3gnt2a). Gene Ontology annotation, molecular function: hexosyltransferase activity. Gene Ontology annotation, cellular component: membrane. NCBI's taxonomy places the organism in Eukaryota, Metazoa, Chordata, Actinopteri, Anguilliformes, Congridae. The transcript is spliced from 2 exons. Bases 838 to 2031 code for a protein of 397 amino acids. The record is from RefSeq and is a predicted model, not a curated record.
CUGUUGUGUUUGCUUUCAAACCAACGUAACUUGAAUUCCUCUUCAAACGGCACCUCCAAUGGGUGUUUGACAUUACUGACCGCACUUGAGUUCCGGAACUGACUAGAUGCCCCAAUUGUACUUCAAAUGAACAACUCAACAGAUGCGCGUGCGCUUUUGGGAGCCGAGACGUGCGAGAAAAACCUAAAAGAAACCUUAAAAAUCAAUCGUUUGCUAGUUGGCGCUGUGCCGUCAAUGUCACAUCUGUGGUUUCUUCAUUGGAUAUGGUCACUUCAGAACAGGCGACGGCGACACUCCUCUGUCGUCUCUUCUCAUUAUUCCAACAAGCCGCACGCUGCCUUUUGUUAAAUACAAGUCACAUGAUCCAGGGGGUAGUUCUGAUUCUUUAUCAUGAUCGCGACCGGCGACUGAGUAUGAACUGGCGUUUAGUUACGAACUCACUUCGGCUUGGCGUGGAGUAGUCAUUUCCAAGCCUCAGUAAAAACCCAUUGUUGUCGUUUCGGGAAGAAGAACGGAAUGAAACAACGUAGACUACGAGGAAUCGGCUCUAUGAACCUUGGUAAUGCGUGUGUUUUGCAUGUCUGCAGGGUCUGUUGAGAAAAUGCGUCCACUAGCCGACAAUGGUUUAUCUUUUGGGACACCGCAGGCGCCACGCAGAUAAGUUCCCUUCGCUACAAACGCAGAACCUGGGUCAAUACGAAGGCGAAGAAAGACAAAAAGGAUAACUUCCCCUUUCCAUUCACCUAUUGCUGCAAAAUAAUUAUGAGAGACGGACCGAAGGAAGGAUUGAACCCGCUUUCCGAUUCAAGUUGAAGGUAAAGCGGAGCGGUGCUGCCCAUGGCCCGCCUCAAGAUGAAGGUGCUGGGGGUGAUGAUGAUGGUGAACUUCUUCAUCUUCAUCCUGGUGGAGGUGUCGCGGAUCAGCGGCCAGGGCAAGGGCACCAACGCCAGGCCGCGCGUUCCCGACAAGCCCUUCUGGAAGAAGUCGGUGGUGAGCGAGGCGUACUGGAACCGCGAGCAGCAGAUGCUGGACUACGUCCACAACCCCAUCCUGGCCUCGGGGAACGGCUCGGCCCUCCAGGUCCUGGACGGGCUGAACGACACCCUGCACGCCAACGCCUGCGAGCCCAACCUCGGCGUCAUGACGCAGGUCAAGGACUACAACUCCCUGCCGGCGCGCUUCAAGGACUUCCUGCUGUACAUGCGGUGCCGCUCCUACCCCAUGGUGGUGGACCAGCCCGGCGUGUGCCGGGAGCAGCCGUACCUGCUGCUGGCCGUCAAGUCGCUGUCGCCCCACUUCGACCGGCGCCAGGCCAUCCGGGAGUCGUGGGGCCGGGCGGGGCGCCUGGCCAACCGCACGGUCGCCACGGUGUUCCUGCUGGGCAACGCCACCGCCGCGGACCACUUCCCCGACCUGUCGGAGAUGCUGCGCUUCGAGGCGGCGCGCCACGGCGACGUCCUGCAGUGGGACUACCGCGACACCUUCUUCAACCUGACGGUGAAGGAGGUGCUCUUCCUCGACUGGCUGCGGCGGCGCUGCCCGGGCGCCGCCUUCGUCUUCAAGGGCGACGACGACGUCUUCGUCAACACCCGCCGCAUCCUGGAGUUCCUGCGGGGCCUGUCGCCCGCCCGCGCCCGCGACCUGUUCGUGGGCGACGUGAUCACCCGGGCCGGCCCGCACCGCAACAAGAAGCUGAAGUACUUCAUCCCCGAGAGCCUGUUCGUGGGCCAGUACCCGCCCUACGCCGGCGGCGGCGGCUUCCUGUACUCGGGGGACCUGGCGCUGCGCCUGCAGGCGGCCGCCCACAAGGUGGCGCUGUACCCCAUCGACGACGUCUACACGGGCAUGUGCCUGAGGACGCUGGGCUUGGUGCCGGAGAAGCACAAGGGCUUCAGGACCUUCGACAUCGAGGAGAAGUACCGGGCCAACCCCUGCGCCUACAAGAGCCUGAUGCUGGUGCACAGCCGCACGCCGCAGGACAUGAUCAAGAUCUGGGGCUGGCUGGGCGACCCCGCCCUCAGCUGCCAGUGAACGGGCCUCGCUCCUGGGGCCCUGACGCGGCCUCGCUCCUGGGACCCUGACUCGCUCCUGGGGCCCUGACGAGACCUCGCUCCUGGGGCCCUGGCGAGUCCUCGCUCCUGGGGCCCUGACGAGGCCUCGCUCCUGGGGCCCUGACGAGGCCUCGCUCCUGGGGCCCUGACGAGGCCUCGCUCCUGGGGCCCUGACGAGGCCUCGCUCCUGGGGCCCUGACGAGGCCUCGCUCCUGGGGCCCUGACGAGGCCUCGCUCCUGGGGCCCUGACGAGGCCUCGCUCCUGGGGCCCUGACGAGGCCUCGCUCCCACGGCGUUGGGGGGUUGUGCUGCUCUCGUUCCCACCGUCGCGUUAAAAGAACUUCGGUCGUCGCUGUGAACUUUGGCGGAUGUUGCCGCCGGGACAACGAUCUCGGUGGGCUAAAAUGGGCUGAAAGCUAGUAGACCCCCCCCC